Molecule: messenger RNA, 1149 nt
Organism: Penicillium subrubescens
Lineage: Eukaryota; Fungi; Ascomycota; Eurotiomycetes; Eurotiales; Aspergillaceae
Product: TauD/TfdA dioxygenase family protein
Exons: 2
Coding region: 1-1149 (382 amino acids)
Cellular component (GO): cytoplasm
Molecular function (GO): 2-oxoglutarate-dependent dioxygenase activity
Source: RefSeq, a predicted model, not a curated record
AUGCCCUCCUCAGCCCCCCUCAUCCGCUCCAAGGCCAAUGGCCAUGGCCACGGCCACAACGAUCACAACGGCCAUAAACCCAAAAUCCCCAUCAGCUACGACAUCAACAUCCCCUACGUCGACGUCGACAAACUCUCCCACAUCAACACCCCAUACCCCCAAUACCUCCCCACCUGGGAUCCCAUCUGGUUCGACCCCCUUCCACCCUUCGACUACCUCGAUCCCGCCCUGCGCGUCAAAGACCCCGCCAUGCGCAACCUGCUCACCCCCGGCGUAUCCGUCAACCACAUCCAACCCACCAUCGGCUCCGUCGUGCAUGGUGUCCAGUUAAACCGUCUCUCCGACGCCGCAAAGGACGAACUCGCCCUGCUCAUUUCCCAGCGCAAAGUCCUCGCCUUCCCGGACCAGGAUCUCAUUGAUGACGGGCCUGAUGCUCAGGAGUCGUUUAUGCGGUAUUUUGGUAAACCCAAUUACCAGCCCGUUUCGGGAACCGUGCGCAAUCACCCGGCUUUUCAUGUGAUUCAUCGCGAUGGAAAUCGCGAGGAAAUUGCCAGAUUCUUGGAUCAGAGGACGACUACUACUCUCUGGCAUCAGGAUGUUAGUUAUGAAAUCCAGCCGCCUGGUUAUGUCAUGUUGGGUCUUUUGCAGGGUCCUGAGGUUGGGGGUGAUACCAUUUUUGCCGCGACGGAUAUGGCGUAUAAACGGUUGAGUCCGACGUUGCGCUCGUUCUUGGAUACGCUGAAAUGUGUGCAUUCGUCGGCGAAAAUGAUCGCGCAUACUCGGUUGACGGGUGGUUUGGUGCGCAAGGACCCUGUUGAUACCGUGCAUCCGUUGAUUCGUGUGCAUCCUGUGACGGGGGAGAAGUGUCUGUUCUUGAAUGCCGAGUUCAUUACCAAGAUUCAGGGUAUGAAGGAGCCGGAGGUCAAGUGGAUGUUGGACUUUUUGAUGAAUCACAUUGUUACGGGACAUGAUUUCCAGGCGAGAGUUCGUUGGCAGCCACGAACUAUCGUUAUGUUUGAUAAUCGGUCGACGACUCACUCUGCGGUCGUCGAUUAUCUGGAUGAAGAAUACGGCGCCAAGGCACGGCAUAUCUUCCGGCUAAUCGCCCUGGGCGAGAAGCCUAUCCCAGUAUACGAUGAAUUCGAGUAA